UAGAAAGCGAGGCGAGUGGGCGGGGUAGGGAGGAUUCUGCCCAGGCCAAUGAGUGAUGCCGGGACGGGUGACGUCACAGCCAAUGGACAGCCAGCGCGGGACUUUCAAUUAUCGCCCCGCCCGAUCGGAAGAAGACGGUGCCUAUAAAGAGUGCGGCGGCGGGCCGAGGCCCCGUUACUCUCGCUGCCGCUGCGCUGGUGAGUUGGUGUUUUGGUUCGCUAUGGCCCGUACAAAGCAGACCGCCCGCAAGUCGACCGGCGGCAAGGCCCCGCGGAAGCAGCUGGCCACCAAGGCGGCCCGCAAGAGCGCGCCCGCCACGGGCGGCGUGAAGAAGCCGCACCGCUACCGGCCGGGCACCGUGGCCCUGCGGGAGAUCCGGCGCUACCAGAAGUCCACCGAGCUGCUGAUCCGCAAGCUGCCGUUCCAGCGGCUGGUGCGCGAGAUCGCGCAGGACUUCAAGACGGACCUGCGCUUCCAGAGUUCGGCCGUGAUGGCGCUGCAGGAGGCGAGCGAGGCCUACCUGGUGGGGCUGUUCGAGGACACGAACCUGUGCGCUAUCCACGCCAAGCGCGUCACUAUCAUGCCCAAGGACAUCCAGCUGGCCCGCCGCAUCCGCGGGGAGCGGGCUUAAAGUGCGCGCUCGGCUCGAGGUUCCAUCCCAUCCAAAGGCUCUUUUCAGAGCCACCCAC
Molecule: messenger RNA, 689 nt
Organism: Acinonyx jubatus (cheetah)
Lineage: Eukaryota; Metazoa; Chordata; Mammalia; Carnivora; Felidae
Product: histone H3-like
Exons: 1
Coding region: 56-631 (191 amino acids)
Cellular component (GO): nucleosome
Molecular function (GO): DNA binding; structural constituent of chromatin; protein heterodimerization activity
Source: RefSeq, a predicted model, not a curated record